GGCAGCUGGAGAAGCCUUUGGAGCGGCUACUUAAUGCCUGUCCCGGAGCCGCUAGCACUGCGAGAAGCGCCGUCGGGCGGGGGAGAGGCGAGGACCGCUGGCAGGGCCCUCCAGCCGGCGGCGGAGAGCCACGGGGGGUGGGAGGAACUUCUUCCAGAACCUUCUACUGGCCCGGGCCGCGCUCUGAGCCAGGCACCGCACACGUAUCUGCAACAGGCGACCCCGGGCCGCGGGAUGGCAACGCGCCUCUCGGCGGCCCUGUAACCGGAGCCAGAGGAAGGGCGAGCGAGGCGGGCCUCCCCCGGCCAACCCGUGGAUGCUGGCCGCCCCUUCCGAGCGUCCCCGCAGACAUGGCGGAGAGCUGGCUGCGCCUCCCGGGGUCGACGGAGGAAGCCGGGCCUGAGGGCGGCCUGGAGGAACCCGCCGCCCUGGAUGACAGUCUGACCAGCCUGCAGUGGCUGCAGGAAUUCUCAAUUCUCAACGCCAAGGCUCCGGCCCUGCCCCCGGGGGGCACCGACCCCCAUGGCUACCACCAGGUGCCAGGCUCGGCUGCUCCUGGCUCCCCGCUAGCGGCCGACCCCGCCUGCCUCGGGCAGCCGCACACGCCGGGCAAGCCCACGUCGUCCUGCACAACACGCAGCGCACCCCCCGGGCUGCAGGCCGCACCCCCCGAAGACGUGGACUACUCCACCAACCCGCACGUGAAGCCGCCCUACUCGUACGCCACGCUCAUCUGCAUGGCCAUGCAGGCCAGCAAGGCCACCAAGAUCACGCUGUCGGCCAUCUACAAGUGGAUCACCGAUAACUUCUGCUACUUCCGGCACGCGGAUCCCACCUGGCAGAAUUCCAUCCGCCACAACUUGUCUCUGAACAAGUGCUUCAUCAAGGUGCCCAGGGAGAAGGAUGAGCCGGGCAAGGGCGGCUUCUGGCGCAUCGACCCCCAGUACGCAGAGCGGCUGCUGAGUGGCGCUUUCAAGAAGCGGCGGCUACCCCCAGUCCACAUCCACCCGGCCUUCGCCCGCCAGGCCUCACAGGAGCCCAGUGCUGGUGCUGCGGCCACCGCUGCGUGGGCCGCGCCUCUGACAGUGAACAUGGAGGCCCAGCAGCUGCUGCGGGAGUUUGAGGAGGCCACAGGGGAGGCGGGCUGGGGUAUGGGAGAGGGCAGGCCCGGGCACAAGCGCAAGCAGCCAGUGCCCAAGCGGGUGGCUAAGGUCCUGCGGGCCCCCAGCACCCUGCUGCCAACCCAGGAGGAGCAGGACGAGCUGGAGCCCCUCAAGGGCAAUUUUGACUGGGAGGCCAUCUUUGAUACAGGCACUCUGGGCGGGGAGCUGGGCCCUCUGGAGGCACUGGAGCUGAGCCCCCCACUCAGCCCUGCCCCACACGGGGACGUGGACCUCACUGUCCACGGCCGCCACAUCGACUGUCCGGCCACCUGGGGGCCCCCAGCUGAGCAGGCCACUGACAGUUUGGACUUCGAUGAGACCUUCUUGGCCACAUCCUUCCUGCAGCACCCAUGGGAGGACAGUGGCAGCGGCUGCCUGCCCCCGGAGCCCCUCUUCGAGGCCGGGGACGCCACGCUGGCCGCUGACCUGCAGGACUGGGCCACUGUGGGUGCCUUCUUAUAAGAGGCCGGGCCCAGCCCUGGCUCCCAUGGGACAGUGCCCCACUGCACAUAAUCCUCCCUCCUUCACCACAUGGACCCUAUGGACACUGCAGGACCCCGCAAGGGGCUGGUGGGUGGGCCGGAGCUCCCGUGGCUGGCCCCCACGAGGCCGAACCACCGCCAGCCCGGGCUGCCCUCCAGCUUGAGCCCUGGAGGCCAAGAACUGGGGGCCCAGGACUGCGGCCUCCCCGUCUCCAUCCCCUCCAUACAUACACAGUGUUUCAUUGGUGUGCCCCCUCCCCUCUCCAGCACCUGCGGCAGGGUCCUCAGAGGCCUGCAAGGGGCAGGGGCU
Molecule: messenger RNA, 1955 nt
Organism: Ochotona princeps (American pika)
Lineage: Eukaryota; Metazoa; Chordata; Mammalia; Lagomorpha; Ochotonidae
Gene: FOXJ1
Product: forkhead box J1
Exons: 3
Coding region: 351-1625 (424 amino acids)
Biological process (GO): regulation of DNA-templated transcription
Molecular function (GO): sequence-specific DNA binding; DNA-binding transcription factor activity
Source: RefSeq, a predicted model, not a curated record